AUGUCAGCUCACGGCGAAGCUCGACCCAAACGAAGAUCAAGUCCGGUUUCGGCCCUAGAGAGACCGAAAAAACAGCUCAAGCAAGAGAAUGGGGUACCUACACCGGGGGACGCCACUCCGCAGAACGGUUCGGUCUAUGAUAUCGAGGCUAACUCGAACUCCCUGCCCAUAAUCAAUACCGUUUCCGCGGCGGGCGACUCUCCCGAGUGGCAGGCUACAAUAGAGAAAGUGAUCAAGAGUGUGGUAUCAAUACACUUCUGCCAGACAUGCUCCUUUGACACCGACCUUUCCACCUCAAGUCAAGCAACGGGGUUCGUGGUGGACGCAGAGAAGGGCUACAUCUUGACAAAUCGCCAUGUGGUUUGUGCGGGACCUUUCUGGGGGUAUUGUGUGUUUGACAAUCAUGAAGAAUGCGACGUGCGACCUGUCUAUCGUGAUCCUGUCCACGACUUCGGUAUCCUCCAAUUUGACCCCAAGGCUAUCAAAUAUAUGCAAGUCCAGGCGCUGAAACUGCAGCCCGAUUCCGCGCGAGUGGGGGUCGAGGUCAGGGUUGUGGGCAACGACGCCGGAGAGAAGCUGAGCAUCUUGUCGGGCGUCAUCAGUCGAUUAGAUCGCAACGCUCCCGAAUACGGAGAGGGCUACAGUGACUUCAACACCAAUUAUAUCCAAGCUGCAGCAGCAGCUACUGGUGGAAGUUCUGGCAGUCCCGUAGUCAACCUCGGUGGCAAUGCGGUAGCUCUGCAGGCAGGCGGCCGCGCAGACGGUGCUGCCACCGACUACUUCUUACCGCUUGAUCGGCCGUUACGAGCCCUUCAAUGUCUCCAACAAGGGAAGCCCAUCACGCGAGGGACGAUCCAAACGCAAUGGAUGCUGAAGCCAUUUGACGACUGUAGGAGACUGGGGUUGACGCCGGAUUGGGAAUCGGCGGUGCGCAAACACUUCCCAAAGGAGAACAGUAUGCUCGUGGCAGAAAUCGUCCUGCCCGAAGGUCCAGCCGACAACAAGAUCCAAGAAGGGGAUGUCUUGAUCAAGGUCAACGGGGAGCUACUGACGUCUUUCGUCAAGCUCGAUGCCAUCCUCGACUCGUCUGUGGGAGGCAAGGUGGAUCUCUUGUUCCAACGAGGCGGAGAGGACCACGAGGUCACACUGGAUGUGUCUGAUUUGCAUGCAAUCACCCCCGAUCGAUUUGUCACGGUGGCUGGUGGUAGUUUCCACAACCUGUCCUAUCAACAAGCACGAUUAUAUGCCAUUGCUUGUAAAGGAUUGUAUGUGUGCGAGGCAGCAGGCUCGUUCAAGAUGGACAAUGCUCUAUCGGGAUGGAUCAUCGACACGGUCGACCAGAAGCCCACUCCGGAUCUUGAUACAUUCAUUCAAGUCAUGAAAACCAUUCCUGACCGGUCUCGCAUCGUCAUCUCAUACCGACAUAUCCGAGACCUUCAUACUCGGGCCACGAGCAUCGUACACAUUGACCGACAUUGGCACCCCAGAAUGAGGCUGGCUGUCCGCAACGACCAGACUGGCCUCUGGGACUUCAAAGACCUCGCCAAGCCACUCCCAGCCGUCCCACCCGAACCCAAGUCGGCCGACUUCAUUCAGCUUGACGGCAUUAAUCUGCCUGCCGCGGCCGAUAUCGUGCGCUCAUUUGUCAAGGUUUCAUGUUACAUGCCGGUCAAGAUUGACGGCUACCCCCAAGCCCGGCGGACCGGAUUCGGACUCGUGAUCGACGCCGAGAAAGGUCUGGUGGUGGUCUCUCGAGCAAUCGUGCCGUACGACCUCUGUGAUAUCACCGUCACCGUGGCCGACUCGAUCCAGAUUGAGGGUAACGUAGUUUUCCUUCAUCCCCUGACCAACUAUACGGUCAUACAGUAUGACCCGAAGUUGGUGGAUGCGCCUGUGCAGUCGGCCAAUUUAUCGACGGAAAUGAUCAAGCAAGGCGCGGAUACGAUUUUCGUCGGAUUCAAUCAGAAUCACCGGGUGGUGGUUGCGAAGACCACCGUGACCGACAUCACGGCGGUGGGGAUCCCUGCGAACGCGGCUGCCCCCCGGUAUCGUGCUGUCAACCUCGAUGCGAUCACUGUGGAUACCGGUCUAUCGUCGCAGUGCUCGUCCGGCGUUCUGAUCGGUGCGGACGGAGUUGUUCAAGCCUUGUGGCUCACAUAUAUGGGUGAGCGCAGUCAAGGUAGCCACCGCGACACCGAGUACCAUCUUGGUCUGGCGACCAGCAUGAUCAACCCCGUGCUCGACCAGAUCAAGGCCGGCGUCAUCCCGAACCUACGGAUUUUGAAUAUGGAGUCGUACGUGGUGCAGAUGGCGCAAUGUCGGAUCAUGGGUGUUUCGGAAGAAUGGAUCAAAAAGGUUGCCAAAGCCAAUCCCGCACGCCAUCAGCUGUUCAUCGUUCGGAAGGUGGACUGUGGUCCAGCCAACGGACCGAGCGACGGCCAGUUGCUCCAGGAAGGAGACAUCAUCCUCACGCUCAACGGCCAGCUCAUCACGCGGGUGUCGGACUUCGAUAUCAUGUAUGACCAGGAAUGGCUUGAUGCCUUGGUCGUGCGGAAGGGCAAAGAAGUCCAUCUCCGGGUGCCCACCGUCCCGACGGAAGAUCUGGAAACUUCUCGCGCCGUUAUCUUCUGUGGCGCCGUGCUACAGAGACCUCACCACGCGGUGCGGCAGCAGAUCAGCAAGCUUCACUCGGAAAUCUAUGUCAGCGCCCGAAGCCGAGGGUCACCAGCAUAUCAAUAUGGACUGGCUCCAACCAACUUUAUUACGCAUGUCAAUGGGGUGAAGACACCGGACCUAGACUCCUUUGUGAAGGAGGUCAGCAAGAUCGAAGACAACACCUAUUUCCGGUUGCGGGCCAUGACAUUCGACAACGUGCCGUGGGUGGUGACCAUGAAGAAGAACGAACACUACUUCCCCAUGUCUGAGUACGUGAAAGAUGGAAAAACGCCGACAGGAUGGCGAGUAAUCUCCUACAAUGCGAAAGGAAACAAAUCGGGCGGCAAAAAUGACGGUGCACCGAUAACGGCUGAAGGUAUGGAUGAAGAGGUGGGCGGAAGUGAUGGGGAUGGGGAUGAGGUCCCGGACACAUGCUUGUGA
Molecule: messenger RNA, 3096 nt
Organism: Capronia coronata CBS 617.96
Lineage: Eukaryota; Fungi; Ascomycota; Eurotiomycetes; Chaetothyriales; Herpotrichiellaceae
Product: Pro-apoptotic serine protease
Exons: 3
Coding region: 1-3096 (1031 amino acids)
Biological process (GO): proteolysis
Molecular function (GO): protein binding; serine-type endopeptidase activity
Source: RefSeq, a predicted model, not a curated record